Messenger RNA from Diceros bicornis minor, 2109 nucleotides. It is a transcript of the gene SQSTM1, whose product is annotated as sequestosome 1. Bases 33 to 1355 code for a protein of 440 amino acids. The record is from RefSeq and is a predicted model, not a curated record. Gene Ontology annotation, biological process: aggrephagy; endosome organization; mitophagy. The transcript has 8 exons. Gene Ontology annotation, molecular function: zinc ion binding; protein kinase C binding; K63-linked polyubiquitin modification-dependent protein binding. Gene Ontology annotation, cellular component: amphisome; aggresome. Lineage: Eukaryota; Metazoa; Chordata; Mammalia; Perissodactyla; Rhinocerotidae.
CCGGCUGCGCUCCUGCUCCUCGACACCUGGUGAUGGCGUCGCUCACGGUGAAGGCUUACCUUUUGGGCAAGGAGGACGCGGCCCGCGAGAUCCGCCGCUUCAGCUUCUGCUUCAGCCCUGAGCUUGACGCAGAAGCUGAGGCCGUGGCUGGCCCCGGGCCAUGCGAGCGGCUGCUGAGCCGGGUGGCCGCCCUGUUCCCCGCGCUGCGGCCCAGCGGCUUCCAGGCGCACUACCGCGAUGAGGACGGGGACUUGGUUGCGUUUUCCAGUGACGAGGAACUGACGAUGGCCAUGUCGUAUGUGAAGGAUGACAUCUUCCGUAUUUACAUUAAAGAGAAGAAGGAGUGCCGGCGGGACCAUCGUCCACCAUGUGCUCAGGAGGCACCCCGCAACAUGGUGCACCCCAACGUCAUCUGUGAUGGUUGCAAUGGGCCAGUGGUGGGGACCCGCUACAAGUGCAGCGUCUGCCCCGACUACGACCUGUGUGCCAGCUGUGAGGGGAAGGGCCUGCACAGGGAGCACAGCAAGCUUGCCUUCCCCAGCCCUUUCGGGCACCUCUCUGAGGGCUUCUCUCACAGCCGCUGGCUCCGCAAGCUGAGGCACGGGCACUUUGGGUGGCCUGGCUGGGAGAUGGGCCCACCAGGAAACUGGAGCCCCCGUCCCCCUCGAGCUGGGGAUGCCCGCCCCAGCCCCGCUGCGGAAUCAGCCUCUGGCCCGCCGGAGGAUCCCAGUGUGAAUUUCCUCAAGAACGUAGGGGAGAGUGUGGCGGCCGCCCUCAGCCCUCUGGGCAUCGAAGUUGAUAUUGAUGUGGAACACGGCGGGAAGAGAAGCCGCCUGACCCCCAUCUCCGCAGGCAGCUCCAGCCCCAAAGAGAAGUGCAGCUCUCAGCCGAGCAGCUGCUCGUCUGGCCCUCACAAACCGGAGGGGGACGCAGAAGGCACAGCGCAGUCACUGGCAGAGCAGAUGAACAAGAUAGUCCUGGAAUCCAGGGGGCAGCCUGAGGAACAGAUGGAGUCUGAUAACUGUUCAGCAGGAGAUGAUGACUGGACUCAUUUGUCUUCAAAAGAAGUGGACCCGUCGACAGGUGAACUCCAGUCUCUACAGAUGCCCGAAUCCGAAGGGCCAAGCUCUCUCAACCCUUCCCGGGAGGGACCCACAGGGCUGAAGGAAGCUGCAUUGUACCCACAUCUUCCACCAGAAGCUGACCCCCGGCUGAUCGAGUCCCUCUCCCAGAUGCUGUCCAUGGGGUUCUCUGACGAAGGCGGCUGGCUCACCAGGCUCCUACAGACCAAGAAUUAUGACAUCGGGGCUGCCCUGGACACCAUCCAGUAUUCAAAGCACCCACCGCCGUUGUGACAAUUUUUGCUCACCUGUUCUAUGUCCCCUUUCUUGUCUUAGUUGUGUUGAGCUAGUGUAGAACCCUAGGGCCUCUGUGAGGGCCAAUUUCUCUGCAUUUUUCUUCCAGAAUCUGGGGGUGGGGUGCAUGAAGGCAUUUAGGGCAAUAGAACAGGUGACGGGGGGCGGUUCUGCGUGUGCAGAUGUCUGAGAAACGUCUGCCAGCUUCCUUCAGGGGCUCUGGCUCUUCACGGCCAGGCUGGGCCCCAGAGGCUUCCUCGGGCAGAGCGAGACUCCUUGCUGGGGAGGACACUGAGGCCACACCGCAUCAUAUUCCUGCUCUCCCCCCGCCAGGAUUACACCGGCAGUCCAGAAUAUAUCUUGCCCGAUGGCCUUCUGCUUUUUCUUUUUUUUUUAAAUGACUAAUAGUAUGCUGACAUGUAGUUGAUUUUCUGCUAGAAACUCUAGGUUUCUAUAGAGUACAGCCAACGUUCUGUCGGGGCAGAGGAGGCUGCCCUGGAGCAAGUACUGGAGGGAAGGACAGCCCAGCACUGUGGGCUUCCUAUCCGGGAAUAAAGAAGGGCAGAUAGGGAGGGUGACGUUGGUGUUCACUGAGUCCUGCCUCUGUUUCAUAAUCACUGUAGUUCUCUCAUUUCCAAAUGUGUCAACUGCUUUUAAAGUAAGAAAAUCCCUUUGUAGCCAUUCUGUUAUCAUAUUUGUAAACACUCUGUAAUUAAAUGGUAUAAGCACUUUAAUCAAAGAUGUUGCAACAGGA